Tripterygium wilfordii is the source of this 1795-nucleotide messenger RNA. RefSeq names its product probable N-acetyltransferase HLS1. The coding region runs from base 297 to 1535 and encodes 412 amino acids. The transcript has 3 exons. NCBI's taxonomy places the organism in Eukaryota, Viridiplantae, Streptophyta, Magnoliopsida, Celastrales, Celastraceae. Gene Ontology annotation, molecular function: acyltransferase activity, transferring groups other than amino-acyl groups. The record is from RefSeq and is a predicted model, not a curated record.
AAAAGGUCCCUUUUUCUCCAUUUCUCUUGAUUUUUUGGUCCUUUCCAAUUAAGAAGAGCGAGCUCAUUCAGAUUUGAGAUUUCUGAUUUUAUUUCGGUUUUCUUUUAUUUUUUUUUAUAUUAAUCAGACUAUUUUGAUUUUUUGCGGCCUUGAAAAAGCUGAUCCUACAACAGCUCUCUCAGAGUCUGUCAGUCUAUAUAAACCUCCCUAUCCACAUCAAUAUCUGUACUCGAGAACACAAAAUACUUAUUUCAUAUCGUUGUGGUUGUAGAGUGAUUUUAGUGGGUAAUAGAAACAUGGGAGAGGAAGGUGUGGUAGUGGUUAGAGAAUUUGAUCCAAACAAAGAUGGAUUAGGCGUUGAAGAUGUGGAGAGAAAGUGCGAGGUCGGUCCCAGCGGCAAACUCUCUAUCUUCACCGACCUAUUAGGUGACCCAAUCUGCAGGGUCCGCAACUCUCCUGCUUUUCUCAUGUUGGUGGCGGUGAUGGGUGAUGAUGAGAUAGUCGGCAUGGUGAGAGGUUGCAUCAAAACCGUUACGUGCGGCAAGAAACACAUCAGGAGUAGUAGUAGUGAGAAAAACCAUGAGAACAAGAACAACGAUCACACCAAAACCCUGCCGAUUUACACUAAAGUCGCUUACAUCUUGGGCCUGCGCGUUUCUCCUUCUCACAGGAGGAUGGGAAUAGCGAUAAAGCUGGUGCGUGAAAUGGAGGAGUGGUUUAGAGUAAAUGGGGUUGAAUAUUCCUACUUCGCAACGGAAAACGACAAUCACGCUUCCGUUAAGCUUUUCACCGACAAAUUCGGCUACUCCAAGUUCCGUACUCCAUCAAUCCUCGUCAACCCGGUCUUUGCUCACAGACUCAGUAUCUCUGACCGAGUUACCAUUGUCCAACUCAGCCCCUCCGACUCGGAGAAGCUCUACCGCCGUCGAUUCUCCACCACAGAGUUUUUCCCUCGCGACAUUGACUCGGUCCUCAACAACAAACUCAACCUCGGCACUUUCUUGGCCGUGCCACGUGGUAGUUAUGAUUCAGAGUCUUGGCCAGGGUCGGACCGUUUUUUGUCCGACCCGCCUGAGUCUUGGGCUGUACUCAGUGUGUGGAACUGUAAGGACAUGUGGACACUGGAGGUUCGUGGCGCGUCGCUUGUGAAGCGCUCUCUUGCUAAAACGACAAGGGUGUUAGACCGCGCUCUGCCGUUUCUGGGACUGCCAUCAGUGCCGGAGGUGUUCAGGCCGUUUGGGCUGCAUUUUUUGUACGGGUUAGGAGGUGAAGGCCCACGCGCAGCGAAAAUGGUAAAAGGGCUUUGUUGCCACGCGCAUAACCUGGCUAAAGAACGUGGCUGCGGGGUAGUGGCUACGGAAGUUGCAUGCCGAGAGCCGCUUAGGUCAGGUGUUCCGCACUGGAAGAUGCUAUCGUGCGCGGAGGACUUGUGGUGCAUUAAGAGGCUGGGUGAGGACUACAGUGACGGGUCUGUGGGUGACUGGACAAAAUCACCUCCUGCCAUGUCCAUUUUUGUCGACCCCAGAGAAUUCUAGUGUUUUUUUUUUUUUUUUGGGGAAAGGGGUGGAGAAGAAAACAUAUGCCAACAAACCCUUCUGCCUUUCGUCAAUUUUUAGUCUCUGAAUUUAUUUUCGGAUUUAGUCUAGUUUUUUUUUUUUUUUUUAAAUAUAAAUUUUGUGGGGGCUCUGUUUGGUAUGGUUUUUAGAAUUUGAGACUUUUUGAAAAUGGAAAAGAAGAUGGAUGAGAAGAUAUGGGUAUGUUUGUGAAAGGAGAAUAUUGUUCAAACUUUUGUAAA